Capsella rubella is the source of this 1088-nucleotide messenger RNA. Its product is annotated as oxysterol-binding protein-related protein 1C. The coding region runs from base 108 to 887 and encodes 259 amino acids. The transcript has 2 exons. Lineage: Eukaryota; Viridiplantae; Streptophyta; Magnoliopsida; Brassicales; Brassicaceae. The record is from RefSeq and is a predicted model, not a curated record.
GAUUUCUCCUUAAUUCUCUCUAACUUGAAACCUUUAUUUGCACCCACUCCUUUCAACCACCGGUUUAAAUUCCUUAAACCAAAAUUGUUCCGAUCAUUCCCAAAACAAUGUCUUCUCCACUCGCCGCAAAAUCCAACCUAAACGCAGCUCGAUCCGCUUCCUUAAACAUCCCUCAUUCGACACGAACCAAACACGACCAUGAUCUCAGGUAUAGCCUCUCUGCUGGUCCUCGUACUCGCGAAGAUCGACCACCUUCGGGGAAUGGAGUCGCCGGGAUCCUCUACAAAUGGGUAAACUACGGCAAAGGGUGGAAACGGCGGUGGUUCGUUCUCCAUGACGGAGUUUUGUCGUAUUAUAGAAUCCACGGUCCUGAUAAAAUAUCUCUCUCCGUCGAGAUGGAUCGGAGAUCGAAAUUAAUCGGCGGCGAAUCUCUACGGUUCAUUUGCCGACACAGCAAGCGCGGUGAUGUUCAUAGCCCCGGGAAACCUCUCGGCCAAAUCCACCUCAAGGUCUCUUCGAUUGGACAAAGCAUAUCAGACGGCAAGAGAUUCAAUUUAUACACCGGCACGAAGAGUCUACAUUUACGAGCAGCAACAAGUGAGGAUCGUACCGCAUGGAUCGAAGCUUUGAAAGCUGUUAAAGAAACGUUUCCAAGAAUGUCAAACGAAGAACUAAUGGCAUCGACGACUAAUGUCUCACUCUCUACCGAUAAGCUAAGACAAAGAUUGAUGGAAGAAGAGGUUAACGAGACAAUCAUCAAAGAUUGCGAAGAUAUAAUGAAGAACAAUUUCGUUGCAUUGCAUAAUGAAGUCAUGUCGCUCAAACAGUACCAAUAUCAUCUCGUAGAUUCUCUCAAAAACGUUAACAACUCACCUAAGACUCACUAGACUUUUAUUUUUUUGCAUGAUGAUGAAAUAUUUCACGGGUUCAGAUGGCUUUUUUUGUUCGAUUACUUUUGUUAGAGUUGAUAUGAGUACUUGAAUCCCAUAUGUGAUUAAUGGCCCAUGACUAAAAGCCUAUGUAUAAAUUUACUUUAUGGGUAUAGGCCCAACUAGUUGAUAUUAUAAUAUCAAGGACAUUACUUUGUA